Molecule: messenger RNA, 1544 nt
Organism: Candoia aspera
Lineage: Eukaryota; Metazoa; Chordata; Lepidosauria; Squamata; Candoiidae
Gene: ARL6IP5
Product: ADP ribosylation factor like GTPase 6 interacting protein 5
Exons: 3
Coding region: 116-682 (188 amino acids)
Biological process (GO): negative regulation of transport
Cellular component (GO): membrane
Source: RefSeq, a predicted model, not a curated record
AAUGCAAGGCGGAUGAUCUCGCCAGCCCGUCGCUCUUAAGCCGGUUCUGCUGACGUCUCGUCGCCGCUUCUGGCGCUGCUGCUCCCGCCGCAGAAAUCCGGAUGGGCGAGUCAUUAUGGACGUACAAGUCGCGCCGCUGAGAUCGUGGGACGAUUUCAUUCCGGGCCACGACCGCUUCGCAGUGCCGGAUUUCAAAGAUAUCUCCAAAUGGAACAACCGGGUGGUCAGCAACCUGCUCUAUUAUCAGACCAACUACCUCGUGGUGGCUGCCACGGUGUUUUCCAUCGUGGGAUUUCUGAAUCCACUGAAAAUGCUGUUUGGCAUGGUUGUAGUGAUCCUGGUCUUCACAGUAUUCGUGUGGGCAUCCCACAACAAAGACUUCAUUCGCAAGUUUAAGAAGCACUACCCUGCUGCAUUUGUCAUAACAAUUAUGGUGUUGAGCUACUUCCUGAUAUCCAUUUUCGGAGGAGUCAUGGUGUUUCUGUUUGGAAUCACGUUUCCCUUGUUCUUGAUGUUUCUUCAUGCGUCCUUGAGGCUGCGAAAUAUAAAGAACAAGAUGGAGAACAAGAUGGAAAGCAUUGGCUUAAAGAAGACUCCCAUGGGCAUUAUCCUGGAUCUUCUUGAACAACAGGAAGAAACCAUCUCCAAAGUAGCUGAUUACCUGGCUAAAGUGAAGGAUUAAAUCUGCAGCCUGCUUGGGGAAUUUGUUCAUUUUGUCCAGCAUCAUUUCUCAGUCUGUGGGUGGAAGUUGAUGCAGACUGAAAAAGUGAAGUAUGGCAAAAUAAAACACCCCGACUCUUCUGGUGUCCUCUGCACAGGGUGGUAGUAACUCAUUUAUAACCUGUUAAAGUGUCUGAGAUACAAAUGCAUUGGGUAAUUCAUAGCGCUCGCUAGUGUGGAAACGUAGAUUUAACUUCUUUCAAACUCUUUUAUCUAUAUGCUAGCGUUCGCCAACUGCAUAUUUUGUGGCAGUGCACUAAAUGCACAGUAUGCUUUUUAUCUUCAAGCAACAUAACUGGUAUGAUACUGCACAUAUCCAAACUACCAUUCUUGAGUGCGAAAACAAAUCCAUUUAGUGUACCUCCUGAUGCACCUUUUGAGUGGGAUGUGGUUUCCCUAUGGAGAAAUAGAGACCUGCAAUUAGAAGUAUGAUGUGUCUAUUUUGUUGUGAGAAAUUUGAAUCUUCCUCCUAUUUAUCAGCUGAAAUCCUUUUUUUCCUGCAUGAGUUGCAAGCUUGCACAGUUAACAACUAGCCAACAUUCCUUCUUUCUGUAUGCAUAUGAAGAAUUGUGCUGUCAGGGACAGAGUUUAUUACAAGAGGAACAUGAUUUUCUGUGCAUGCCCACAUAUAUGUAUUACACAUGCUUUAGUAAUAAUACUUAGUAAUUGUCAGGCUUCAGAACUGCCAUUCAUAAUUCAUAGAAUUAUGAAUCUUAUUGAGUGUAUGACUGGAAAACCAAAUCUCAAAAUUUGUUAAUAUCUCAUAAUGACACCUGAUCUAAAUUUUAUGCAAGAAAAAUAAAUAAUAUUUGAAGUACCACAAA